Dermacentor silvarum is the source of this 6214-nucleotide messenger RNA. Its product is annotated as glutamate receptor 1. The coding region runs from base 848 to 3595 and encodes 915 amino acids. The record is from RefSeq and is a predicted model, not a curated record. The transcript is spliced from 17 exons. Gene Ontology annotation, cellular component: postsynaptic membrane; plasma membrane. Gene Ontology annotation, biological process: modulation of chemical synaptic transmission; synaptic transmission, glutamatergic; monoatomic ion transport. Gene Ontology annotation, molecular function: glutamate-gated receptor activity; transmitter-gated monoatomic ion channel activity involved in regulation of postsynaptic membrane potential. Lineage: Eukaryota; Metazoa; Arthropoda; Arachnida; Ixodida; Ixodidae.
GGCACGGCGCGCCUCGUGCGCGAAACGCAUCGCGCGCGCACGCGGGCGCGCGCCUCAUCUUCCGCGCAUGCGCAUCGCGGGGGGGCCCUGCCUUAGCGGGUCGCUGCCGCCGCUCGGAGCGCCGCCCGCAAAAUCCCGCAUCAAACCACGCGGACCCGCUGCUUGGGCAGGCGCACGCACGCCGCGCCCGCGCACCCCGGCGAUUGAAAGCAAAAAAGCCCGCGCCGCGCUCUGCCGCCGAAGGACACGACCACGCGCGUCGCCUCGUCCGAGAAACCCCUUUCGUGUAGGAUAAGAAGCCACUCGAAAGCUGGUCCCGCGGACGUCGGACGGUCUGACUGCGGAGCUGCGAACAAUUUGGCCCACGAGCGAGGGUUCGGUUUGUAGGUAAAUAAUAGGCUCGGCUGCGGGGAAGGAGACCCGAAACGUCCUAGCUGCCCACUACCCGGCUGCAGGAAGUGAUCGCGAUGAAGCGCUCUAACCAAGUAACCUAAGUAAACGCGCAGGCAAUUUCUGUACGCCGCUCUUUUCGUGAUUUAAAUGAGCAAGUAUCUCCCUUUGGCCGUUUGUCCCGUUACUCCUUUCACUCGCGACAUGAUAAGUUGCGUGCCUCGUGGCAUGCCCUCGUAAGAGCUACAGGCAUUUCAAGACAGAAGAAGAACAUGGCCCCUGCUUCCUUAGAGAGCUCCUCCUUACGAUGGUGCGCGGCUCUGACACCCAGUGGGAAGGCUGCUCCGGCCGGAGGUGACGCGAUCGCGCCCCGCCUGGAGUUGCCGCCCAUAGCCGGUCACCCGAUCACUGUCGAGGACAUCGGCCAUUUCUUCUAGGCCGUCUUGUGCCGAAGGACAUGGGAUCGUGGAUUCUCAUUGCGGCGACCUUUCUCUGGGGCUCCGCCGGGCUCGGACGGGCCGGGCCCGACAAGCUCCCGCUCGGCUCGGCAGACUCUCUCAAGCACAGAGGAUCCGGAAGGUACUCCGGAGGCAGAUCCAACAGUAACUUGUACAUAGGCGCAAUCUUUACGCCCUACUCACGGGAGCAGCAGACAGCCUACGAGUACGCCAUGUACGAGCACAACAAGGGCGACUCGAGAUUCAAGGUCAACUCCUCCACGGGCGUAGUCCUGAAUGACGACCCCUUCAACAUGACCCGAGAAGUGUGCCACCAGAUGAGCCGCGGAAUCAUCACCGUGGUGGCUCCGAACGUGGGCUCCUCGUACGAGACGUUGGUGUCGCUGUCCAACACAUUCCACAUGCCGUUCGUGAGCACCUCGUUCCCCGAGAUGGCCACCUAUCGGCCGCCCUCUUUCGGGGUCUCGCUCAAGCCCAACUACAUACCGGCCAUCCUGGACGUCAUCAGUCACUACAACUGGUCCUUCAUCAUCUACCUCUACGACUCGGACGACGGCCUGCUGAAGCUGCAGCAGAUAUUCCACAUGACGGCGAACAAAAAGCUCGAAGUGCGCGUGGUGAGGCGUUUCUUCAACGUAUCCGACGCCAAUUCGUUCCUGCACCAGAUGGAGCUGAACGACCGUGAAUCGCGCAAGUACGUCGUUCUCGACAGCACCGCCGACGUGGCACGAGACAUCAUCAUCAACCACGUGCGUGACCUGUACACUGGCAGGAGGAACUUCCACUUCCUCCUCACCAGCCUCGUAAUGGACGAGUACUUUAACAACCAAAUCCUCGAACUCGGCGUGGUCAACGUCACCGGCUUUAGGAUUAUCCAGGUCAACAAAGACGAGUUCAAACAGUUCCAUAAACCUUGGGAAAAGCUAGACCACAGCAAAUGGCCCGGAGCUGGAACGGCCCAUGUAUCCGCGGACGUGGCGCUGAUGCAUGACGCAGCAAAAGUGAUCCUGGACACGUACAGUCGCCUGCUGAAGAACAAGUCGGACAUCUUCCGCAACAACUUCCGCAGAGGGGAAGUGUACAACCGCGGAAUGAAGGGCAUUGACUGCCAAAGCUGGCCGGCCGUCACGUGGGAGCACGGAAAGACUAUCGCCGAAUUUCUGAGACAGACGCACAUAAUUGGCCUUACUGGAAACAUAUCAUUUGAUGCGCAAGGAAAUCGUGUGAAUUUUACUAUCGACGUAGUUGAAAUGACGAUGAACAGCGAAAUGGUGAAGAUUGCGGAGUGGAGUGACUCGUCUGGUUUACAUCCUCAUCCACCAAAGUACAAACGAGUAAAACAAGACAGCGAACUAGAAAACAAAACAUAUAUUGUGACUAGCAUUUUGGAGGAGCCAUACCUGAUGUUCAAGAAGCCCGAACCAGGGCAAGUUUUAGUCGGGAACGAUCAGUUUGAAGGAUACUGCAAAGACCUGGCCGACCUAAUAGCCGACCAAGUCAAAGUCAACUACAUCCUGAAGCUUGUCAACGACUCCAAGUACGGGGGUCGCGAUGUCAACUCUCCUGCCGGAUGGAAUGGGAUGGUCGGCGAGCUUAUCCGCCAGGAGGCGGACAUUGCUAUCGCACCCCUGACUAUCACGUCAGCCCGGGAGCGGGUGAUCGACUUCACCAAGCCCUUCAUGUCGUUGGGAAUCAGCAUCAUGAUCAAGAAGCCCAUGAAAAUGAAGCCCGGAGUGUUCUCCUUCAUGAACCCGCUGUCGCGAGAGAUCUGGAUGUGCAUCAUAUUCGCCUACGUGGGCGUCUCGGUGGUGCUCUUCCUCGUCAGCCGGUUCUCGCCACACGAGUGGCGCUACGAGGAGACGUUCGUGGGGCCCUCGGUGUCCAACGACUUCUCGCUCUACAACAGUCUCUGGUUCUCCCUGGGAGCCUUCAUGCAACAGGGGUGCGACAUCUGCCCCAGAUCGGUGGCCGGUCGCAUCGUUGGCAGUGUGUGGUGGUUCUUCACGCUCAUCAUCAUAUCGAGCUACACUGCCAACCUGGCCGCCUUCUUGACCGUCGAGAGAAUGGUCACGCCCAUCAAUUCCGCCGACGACCUUGCCAAGCAAACGGAGGUCGAGUACGGCACGCUAUCCUUCUCUUCUACUCAAGAGUUCUUCCGGCGCUCCAAAAUCGCCGUCUACGCGCGAAUGUGGGAGUUCAUGAACACCCGCAAGCACGUCUUCACGUCUACGUACGAAGAAGGCAUUCGGCGCGUGCGCGAGUCCAAGGGCAAGUAUGCCUUCCUCAUGGAGUCCACCAAGAACGACUACAUCAACGAGAGACAUCCCUGCGACACCAUGAAGGUGGGCAGGAACCUCGACGCCAAGGGAUAUGGCGUCGCAACGCCGCUUGGCUCUAAUCUGAGGGACCGGCUGAAUCUCGCUGUUCUCAGCAUGAAAGAAAAUGGAGACCUGGCUCGCCUAGAAAACAAGUGGUGGUAUGAUCGCAGUGAAUGCAGAAGCGGUGACAGCAAGGAGUCCACUCAGAACGAGCUGACACUGAGCAACGUCGCCGGCUGCUUUUACAUCCUUAUUGGGGGACUCGUGCUGGCCAUGGUGGUGGCCUUGCUAGAAUUUUGCUACAAAUCUCGCAUGGAAGCAGCGCGCUCAAAGAUGACAAUGUAUGAGGCUAUGAAGGCCAAAGUACGAAUGUCCAUCACAGGGACACAACAUGGCGAUCGUGGAAGGGUACGGCAAGGCUCUCUCUAGUUGGGUGCAGCAGAUGUACAGCCCCACCGCGAACAUGGUCGGAGUAGACCAUGGUAGCCUCGAACACCAUGCUCUCGCCGCGGACAACACCCACACCCAGGUCUGACCACGGUUAUGCCUCUCGCUCAUACAAGCUGCACACCCGUCGUGAGAGACACUCGCAAGCACAGAAAACAGGACACUCACGUGAAUGCUGUGUGAUGAACUUUUGACCAAGCCCGGGCGUACAGAUCGCUACAUCGAAUCGGGGCUCUCAAAAGUGUCAGCCGUGUUGUGCAUUCACGGGGCCGACUCCGAAGAUUCCGAGUGUGCGUGGAUGUCUGUAGAGUGUCCAUCAACAUUUUCGUACAGAUUAUCUUCAGGUUGAGCAAACCGAUACUGUAGCGGGUAUCUGUGCAGCGAAAAGCCGCUUCAGUUUGUGCAGACACAAUUUUCACGAGUAAGAGCACUGUUACCUAAUUCCUUAUCUUGUUUAGGCACACUCUGACCUGGAAAAGUGAAGUUUGAUAAGUGCUUGUUGGUCACGUGGAUGCAAGUGGAUGAGGAAGAACGGGAGAACUAAGUCUUGCUUUUUAAGUUUAAAUUUGAACGCUUUUCCGCUAUACAGCAUUUUGUUGGUGUCACAUGGUGUUCUACUGCGGUUAUCAAAGGCUCCAUGCGAAGCUGGACUUAUAUAAAGUUGAUAUAACAUCAAGCCACCUUGCGUUAUAGUUAAUUUCGCGCCGCACGUUUGCUUCUGUACGAACGCGAGCUCGUUAAUAUAGCCAAGUGGAGCCCGAAUAUGAUUCUGGUGGGGCGAAAAUAAGCGACGUAGUCUCUCCUUUGAGAAAACUUCCGCCACAAAGGCCUGCAAAUUUUGAUAGGUAUAAAAAGCAGACCUUACUCUUGCACCGAUACAUCAUUUUACAGCACAGAACUGACGACGACGGGUCUGUAUGACCUCUUUGUACAUGAACAAAUUUUGGAGACCUCAACGAGUUCAAAGCACAGCUCUUUUGAAGACCGUAGAGAAAGUAAUAGGCAUUUAAUAUUCCUUAGACUUCAAAAUUAGUGAUCAUUAUAUUACUCUUCGUGAUUAGCCCAUGCUUGAACGUAGAAAAAAAAUGGCACCUGAAACAAAACAAAUUACGUUAUCGUUAAAGUGUAUCAUACCGAUUAAGCGACAGCUACAAGUGAGUGUCACAUAAACUCGACUUAUACAUUUUUACGGAGCGUUCCUUUAGUCUAGGCGGAUGUUGCAGAAUCUUCGUUUCAAAUCACACAGAUAUAACAAAGCUGUUGACGUAUUGUAGAUAUAUCCUCCCAAUUGUUCAGGAAUUCCUUAGGAAGCAAUUUCUACCAUUUUAAUUUACAAUCAUUUUACGAUGUUUAAAGUGCAAUAAUCAAGCCUCAACAAUUCUUUGGUGGAAUAGCAACUUAAGACAUUAUUGUUGUUACCUCACGAUAACGCAGUGCUUGCUCACAGCGUUUCCUCAUAAAAGCACAAAUACUUUCAUCAGUUAGACCGUGCUUGUACAUACUUAAUUCGCUUGGGUACCUUCAAGGCCGACACGGUGCUAGUUAAGUUUGGAACCAUCUGCUUCAUUCUGGGCGAUUGGAGUCCCUUUCAAUGGUGUCCGUAGUAGGGUGCUCACAAGACAAAAAAAAAAAAAAACGACGGCUGAUUGCAGUGCUUUGGUAGCCGUCGAGGAGUUUCAGUAAUCUAAAAUAAAGUUAGCAUUUGUAUACCGUUAAAUUACUAGACGGUGUAUUUGUUGACUGACUGAGACUAUCAUUUUUUUUUCAAGGCGAAUGGUUGACAUCGGAGAAAGACAAGGUCUUCUAGCGCGUAUGCUUGUACCAUGUGGUUUGCUGUUUAGACCGCACUACCUUCGGGAUCGGCCUACAUUUUUAGAUGGAACUAUCUCCGGGAUCGGUCCAUACUUUUUUGUUAAGUAAAGCCACAUUUUCGGUUCCGGUUUUAGGCGCGCGCAGUUUGAACGAGCGCAUCCGGGCCUAAUUUUGGCAUCUUAACAAUAAUUAAGCAUUAUUACUGCUUCAUACAUAGCUCUACGCUAACUUGGUGCGUCUAUUUUGUCUCAAGUUUCAUUUUGGCGCCUUUUUCGUUGUCCUACGAGCAAGACCUCAGAUCGCCUUAUUUGGACAAACACGAUCAGACUGUGGCAGCCAGAUACCCCGAUCCCACGAAUCCCAAUUCGACUUGAAGUAUCCUCAGAAGACUUUGUCUUCGAAAUUAAUAAAAUAGGUAGACUAUCAUACUAUGAUUUAUUACAUAUGUUUGGUUCAAAAUUGCCAAUUUAGCUACAAAGUUGUGAAGCACUUGUGCCUGUUUUCGCCUUUCGAAUGCUUACAUCUUGUAAUGAGCUCGCCCUGACAAAAUGUUGAGUGCACCCUGCUUUCUAGUUUAGCGAUUGAUAGGUGUUCUUGCGUGAAUGCUUUUGCGCUGUAUAGUCCUUGCUGUUAAGUGCUCGCGGUGGGCACUUCGCUCUAUUAAAUUUGCUGUCUGUCUCUUAUGGGGUUCAGCAUCGUUCUAAACACAUUCCCAUAAGAUUCACAUCUAAAACGAAGAAUAUCUAGGCAAAUAUUAUUGUGUACAAUAAAGUUUCUUUGUUCCUGUUU